Messenger RNA from Danaus plexippus (monarch butterfly), 2921 nucleotides. RefSeq names its product venom protease-like. Bases 75 to 2144 code for a protein of 689 amino acids. The record is from RefSeq and is a predicted model, not a curated record. Gene Ontology annotation, biological process: proteolysis. Gene Ontology annotation, molecular function: serine-type endopeptidase activity. The transcript has 9 exons. Lineage: Eukaryota; Metazoa; Arthropoda; Insecta; Lepidoptera; Nymphalidae.
GACAUCUCAGCUCAUAUAUUCAAAGUUGGUCAAGAGCCAGCCCCAGUCGCUGGCGGUGCUUGCUCGUACACGCCAUGUUACCUCCUCGCGUAAUGAGUAGUGCUCUGUUGACAGUGCUGUGUGUCUGUUUGUGUUUACGAGCUGUGUUUUGUCAAUUCGGGCUCUUCCCGCAGCGAGAGCAACGACGCUACCAAUCACCGUUUGGAUUUGCCCAAAACUUUUUCCCGAAUCCAAGCAGAAUUUCCACCACUAUUUCCAAACUUCUCCAAUUGGAACGAGAAAACCCGUACAGCAACCCUGCAUACAUCUAUCCCUUUCAGAACAACCCGAUAACAAAUCCCAAUCACAACCCUUACAAUGUUAGAUUCCCAAAUCAGGGACAGCAAAAUAAUUUCGGAAAUCCAGAGUAUAAUAACGAACAAGUCACAAAUGCUCCAAGUUUCAAUGGUAAUCAAAAUGUCAACGGGGAUUUAACACCAGGUCAACAGGUUGGACCUGUUUUUGGACCAACAAAUGAAGGUUCGAGUGGUUUAGUCUCAGGACAGCAAUUGGGACCGGUGUUUGGGCAGGAUAAUGGUGAUAAAAGUGGUAGCACACUGGUAUCUGGACAUCAAGUAAGCCCCGUCUUUUCGACGGAAGCAUCUAAUUAUGAAAACCCUGGAAAUUUGAUUUCUGGACAACAAAAUGGUUCACCUUUUAGUACAGAACCAGCUAAUGAUGGCAAUUUUGGAGGUUUGAUAUCUGGUCAACAAAACGGUCCCACUUUUAGCACAGAAGCACCUAAUUUUACAAAUUCUGGUAACUUGGUUACUGGUUCACAAAAUAGUAAUCCUUUCACCACCGAAGCACCCGAUCAGGGCGGUACUGGUUUAGUUUCUGGAGUGCAAAGCGGCCCUGUAUUCGGCACAGAUGAAAGUAAAAAAGGAAACGGUGGCACUUUGAUUUCUGGGACACAUUCCGGACCUUUUUACAGCCCAGACGCACAUGUACCAGCUUUCGAAUCCCGAAACGACUUUAACGAAGGAAUAUUCAAAGAGACAUGCAACACCGUGGGUGGCGGUCUUGGACGUUGUAUAACAAUAGUCUCGUGUCCUGUUUAUGUGAAGCUACUGCAGCAAGCCAGAACGAGUCCUUCCGCUGUCCAGGAGUUGAGAGCGGCACAAUGCGGCUUUGAAGGAAAUUAUCCCAAGGUUUGUUGUCCUCUUCCUCCACCUCCUCCACCUCCUAUACCCGACACACCGCCAACACCUCCGACACCUCCAACACCCCCUACACCCACGCCAUCCGGGAAGUCCAUACCUUCGGAGUCAGACUUCAUCACUGCCUUCCCUGAACCACCUGAGUGUGGAGUCUCCAAUGCCUCAUUCAGCAGAGUCGUGGGUGGAGUCAAUGCUAAACUUGGUGAUUUCCCUUGGAUGGCACUCCUGGGCUACAAGGGUCGUAGUGGAGCUGGUACGCGCUGGCUAUGUGGAGGUUCGCUCGUCUCCCACCACCAUGUCUUAACCGCAGCCCAUUGCAUCCACAACCACGAGCACGACUUAUACGUCGUCCGUCUCGGCGAGCUGGACUUGGAGCGAGAUGAUGAAGGUGCUACUCCCAUCGAUGUCCUCAUCAAGCAAAAGAUCAAACAUGAGAAAUACAAUGCGACCUCGUACACUAACGACAUCGGACUGUUGGUGUUGCAGAACGACGUGGACUUCACCAAUCUGAUAAGACCAAUUUGCAUCCCGACGCGUCCGGAUCUACGCGCCAACUCAUUCGUUGACUACAACCCACUCAUUGCUGGGUGGGGAGACACCGAGUUCCGCGGGCCGUCAGCAUCACACCUGCAAGUCCUUCAGCUGCCAGUGCUGGACAACUCGUUCUGCCAGAAGGCCUACUCGCGGUACAAGGCUCAAGUGAUCGACGACCGCGUCAUGUGCGCCGGCUUCAAGAAAGGCGGCAAGGACGCCUGCCAGGGCGACAGCGGCGGACCGCUCAUGCAGCCGGAUUACAAUCCAACAACGCUGGCAACAUACUUCUACCAGACCGGAGUGGUUUCGUUCGGUCGGAAGUGUGCCGAGGCUGGGUAUCCAGGAAUCUACACGAGGGUGACGCACUUCGUACCAUGGCUGCAAAAAAACAUGCUCGGCAUUGACGGAUGAGCUGAGAUUCUUAGUUAAAAUACUGUAAAUUACAGUUCUUAGAAUAAUUUAUUUGCUAAAUAAAUAUAUUUUUGUAGAAUUUAUUGGACUUUCCUCAUUGUCGUUCUAAUAUUGUUCAGAAUGUUUUUUUAAUUUUUGACGUACUUAAUUGUUAGAGACAACCGGCGACGGGGCUCCGAUGAACCGAAUUAUUUUUAUAAUACAUUUUAAUAGAACUGUUAUUUUCGGUUCAUCUGAAACAUCGAAACAUCAUCUUCAUGAUCAUAAUUUUUGUAACAGAAAUUUUGACGUUUUGUUUUUUAUCAUAUUUAUAACCAGGUAUAACUUAUGAGUAUAUAUUAAAUGUCAGUACAUUUAGCGUCAUAUCCGCUUUCAUUAUAGAAGUAAAUUCUAUCACUGAACUCCUUCCUACACACGCCAUGUAAGGUCAACGGAUUAAAAUUCAAUGAAAAAGCUUAAUGUGACUUAACAUAAGUUAGCCUUAAGUAUAUCUAAGUGCUAGGGCGUGGUAUAUAAUAUAUGACAAGUGUAUAUUAGUGAUAUCAGAAUGAGAUUAAUCAAAAAUGGUCACAAAUACCGUUUACUUGACUGCAGAUCUCGACCGGUCCGUCCGGAUACUGACUCAGGAAGUCCACAGUAACUUAUUUCUUCGCAAUACUUAGUUUUAAUGUUACAUAAUAGUUUGUAAAUAAGCAAAUGAGAUGUUUGUCGCUUUGUGUUUUAAUUAUUAUUGUACCAAUGAUUUGUUUAUUAAAUAUAUACUUUACUUUAUACAAA